Messenger RNA from Caenorhabditis angaria, 3619 nucleotides. The record is from the annotation of a GenBank genome assembly. NCBI's taxonomy places the organism in Eukaryota, Metazoa, Nematoda, Chromadorea, Rhabditida, Rhabditidae.
AUGAGGCAGUUUAUACUGCUUCCUCUUCUUAUAUUACUCCGAUUUUGCGAUGCUCUCAAUUAUAAAUGUCACAAUGAUCAAGUUCUUGUUGUUCAAUCUUUUGGAAAUGAUACAAUUCGAAUGCAUUGUCAACGUUUAGAUCUUUGCGGAUAUCAAAGUUUGGUUAGUUUUUUUUUUUGAAAAAAAAUUUGGGGAAAAGAAAAAAAACAGUUCUGUAGAUUUUGGGGCCAAAAAAAAAUUCAAAUUUUUGGGAGUAAAAUUUUAUAUUUUUUGACACCAAAUAAGCCUAGGGUUACUGUAGAUUUUGGAACAAAAAAAACUACAGUAAGCAUUGAGUAAUAACUUGAUAACUCAUAGGAACUCUAGCUUUACCCUAUUUUUCAGAAAUGCGACUACGAUGAACUUCAACCUCAAUGUGGCGGACGACUCAAUUUUGUUUCUCAUGUCAACCAAAAAAAUCCAACAUCUCCGUGAGUUUUUCUUCUUCUUCCAAAUUUCUUUCUUCAAUUCUAUCCCAUAAUUUCAGCGUUGAACACACUUGCUGUAACUUAUUCAAUCCUCGUGCCCCACAUGCUGUUCCAACACAUACUGGAAAUGAUUGUUUUAUUUAUGAACUUCCUGAUGGCACAACUAAUGGAAAGGUUCGUUAUUUUUGGUUUUAUCUGGAGUUUUUUGUGAUUUUUUUUGUAGAAAGCUGAGCCAUCACCUUCAGAUGAUGCACCGUAUGCUGUUUUGAAGGUUAGUUAAUUGAGAGAUCUUUAAAAAUUACAAUUGAAUCUCUAAUUUUUCAAAUUUUUUUCUCUAAUCCUCUCACCGAACAAAGUUUGAAGUUUGAUCAUUAAUUUUGUUAAUUAUCCAAUAACUAUUUUAAUUGGUUUUCCGAACAUUCAAAGUUCUAAACACAAAAAUCUUCCUUAUAUUUUUUUCUCCUCUCCAUAUGAAAAUUUCCAGAACCCUGCUGAAAUUCCCGAACAAUUUGAUGGUAUUACCGGAUAUCGACUUCGACUUUUCCUUCUCAAAAACAAAUCACCACCAACUCUUCUUGUCAAAGGAAUUGAAAGAAGAUUGUAAGCUAGAUCCCGGGAGAGUUCAAAUUUUAAAAGUUAACCUUUUUUUCAGAGAUGGAUAUCGUGUUACAAUUUGUCGACCAAGAUGUACUUCGUAUGAUAAAAUUAAUGAGAACAAUAACGAGGCACACGAUGUAAGCUUUUUUUAAUUUUAAAUUUUCAAAAAAUUGAAACCAAAUUUAUUUCUAGUCUGGAGAAAAUGGAGAAUGGCGAGCAAUUUCGUGGAGCUCAUGGUCAUCUUCUUCUUGGAGCACAUGGGCUCGACAUGCAUUCAACAAGGCUGCCGGUGGAACUGAGGAACGUGUCAGAACUCGAGAAGGCGAGGGAAAAUCACCGGGAAAUGUGAAUGUUAAUAUCAACAAUAAUAAUGGCGGUGCUUCUGGAAAAGAUUCUGGAGCUGAUGCUGAAUCUGGUGCCGGAGCUGGCGCUGGCGCUGGCGUUGGAGCAAAGAGUGAUGGAAAUAUCAAUAUCAAUAUUCACACUGGAAAUGGAACUGGGGGAUCUGCUCUCGCUGUGGCAAACGCUAGUGUUAAUUUGAACGCUGGAAAUGGAACAUCUGGAAGUGGAAAUAGUUCUGGGUCUGGUAAUGGAAAAUCGAAUUCGGGAUCUACUGAAGCUGAAGGAACAUCAGGAAACGCUGGUAAAGGUUCUGAAGGCGAUAGUGGAAGUUCGGCUGGAAAAUCUGGAAGUGGAACAGAUUCAGGAGAUUCUGGCAAAAAUUCAAAAGGUUCUGGAUCAGGUUCAAAAACGGGAUCUGCAAGCAGUAAUGGAAAGGGAGAUGGAAAAUCAAACAAUAAAAACAAUUCAUCAGAAGGUUCCAACGGAAAAUCUUCGGGUGGAAAUAACUCCGGAAAAACAUCGUCCGGAAACGCGUGGAAAGAUGAAAGUGACGAAGCGGAUGAUGAUGGAGAUGAUAACGAUAUUCUUGGAGAAAAUGGCGGAAAAAUCACAGUGAAUAUUGAAACAGCUGGAAAGAAUUCGACUUCUGGAGGCGCGGGAUCAGGAAAAUCUGGAAAAGGAAGUGAAGGAAGUAAUAAGAAUGGAGCUGGAAAUAAAAAUGGGAAAGGAUCAGGAAAAGGAGACGAAAACGGAAAUGGAAUAACAGAUCCAGAUGGUGAAAAUGAGAGCAUCAACACAAGUGAAAAAGCUGGCACAAAAGGAGGAUCUACAGCUUCUGUUGGUUCGAAAACAGCAGCCAAAACUGGAGCUGAAUCAACAACUUCGAAAUCAACCGGAGGUGGAGGAGAUGACGAUGAUGACGUGGAUGUGACGGAUGAAGUUGUUGGAACUAAAACAAUUUCUGAGAAAAAAGUUGAAGAACUUCUUGCAAAACUUCCAAAUCUCACAUCGAAAGAAAUUGAUCAAGCAAAAACACGUGGAGAUCGAUUGGCUGGUGGAGCAACUGCUAAAGUGAAUCGAAAAGCUAAUAGAGAAAGUACAGACACUUCUGCAAGCUCUGGAACUUCCGAUUCAAGUUCUUCGGGAACAUCUUCUGAUUCUGGAUCUUCUGGUUCAACUGCAUCUGAUUCAACGGGAACAGAAACCGCUGCUCAAUCUGAUGCUGUUGCAUCAGACACGGCGUCUGGAACUGGAUCAUCUGGCGGCGGAAUGAAUUGCUUCUCCGGUGACACUUUGGUAACUACAGUAUCCGGACAAAAACGAAUGGAUGAAUUAAUGAUCGGAGAUUUCGUAUUAGUUCCGUCGGCUGGAAAUGUUUUGAAAUACGAAAGAGUCGAAAUGUUUUAUCAUAGAGAAGCUGAAACUCGCGCCAAUUUCGUUGUUUUGUACACAGAAAGUGGAAGAAAAUUAUCCCUAACUGGAAGACAUUUAUUGCCAGCAGCUGAGUGUCGUGUUAUUCGAGAUUAUAUUUCGGCAGCAGAUGGAAUUGAUAUUGCAAUGAGAGAAUCGAAAUAUGCUGAAAAAGCUCGACGUGGUGAAUGUGUACUUUCAGUUGAUCCAUAUUCUGGAAAUGUUAUUGCGGAUAAAAUUGUUAGAGUGAGUUUAUGAGUCUUUAGAAGUUCAAAAAUUAUUUCAGAUUCUCACAUAAAUACCACGAAAACCCUCUGUUCAAAAAAAACAAAACAAUUUACCCCCUUUUUUAUCUUUGAAAAAUACGUUUCAAAAAUUUAUGAGAAAAAAGAAUGAAUCUGAUUUUUCAAUUUAAGCUGUUUUGAAUUGCCCCCUAAAAAACUGCCGUAAGAUUUUAACCCCGUCUCUUAUGUUUUUUAAAUGGUCCAAUUCAAAACUUAUAGAUUGGACGGAAAUCAUCAAAAGGAAUCUAUUCCCCGAUGACUGUUGAAGGAAGUUUAGUCGCUGAUGGAAUUCUCUCAUCUUGUUUCUCACAUUUGGAAUCUCACACAGUUCACAAAGUUGUAUUCGACUUUUUAUUCAUGGUUUAUGAUUUCUUCGGAAUGGUUAAUCACGGUAAAUUCAUUUCAAAUAUUUUUAUUUUUAUCUCUAUAUUUUCAGAUGUUUCUGUUGAACUUCAACCAAUUCCAACAUUUGUCUCAUUUGUUCAAGAUCUAUCCAAACAUAUUAUUCCAUUCUCAUAA